GACCACAGUGGUACUGAUCCUGCAGUAGCAUAUAUACACCGCAAGUACCUCGACACUCUCGCUUUACAUCUUGCCACUCAGCCCCGAUCGCCGUGGGGCUGCUCAUCUCGCAUACCCCUUACGAUGCCUGCAAGUGUCGGCAAUGAGACUAGCCUCGAGCCCUCUGCACGCGAACCCCAGCGAUACAAGCAUCCGUUCACCGAAGAUGGGGAGUGGGAGUAUUACGAGGACGAGGACGAGGACCCUACGGACAAGGACACGCCGCGCACGCUCGUCGAGCUGCGCAUGUGCGCUCUGAGCGCGGCGAUACGCGAGAAGCCGGAAUGGUGGGUGAAGUUUCGGGAUGCGGAGGUGCGAGCGAAAUGGUCGGAAGAGAUCAAGGAGCAGCAGAGAGGCCUACAUCGGAGCUUGCAGCUCACGGACAAUAUGGUGCGUGUGCUUCGAUGAUGUAUCGGCGACGUUGACUCGAGGACGGUAUAGAUCAAUUACAUUUUCGGUGAGCUGGAGGCGUAUGCGACCCUCAGAGAUUUGGAGACAGGCAUUGAGGUUCGGCGGGGACUCACAGCGGAUGACACGCUGACUUACUUGUUACUCGCAGGCCGGCCCAUACGAGCGGAUCUGGCAGUCAAAUCAACUCAUUCCCGC
Fomitopsis serialis is the source of this 645-nucleotide messenger RNA. RefSeq lists its product as uncharacterized. Lineage: Eukaryota; Fungi; Basidiomycota; Agaricomycetes; Polyporales; Fomitopsidaceae. The transcript has a single exon. The record is from RefSeq and is a predicted model, not a curated record. Bases 124 to 447 code for a protein of 107 amino acids.